AGUGAUGUUAUGCACAGCGGAUCUUAUAACGUGUGGCCUUCCUUGCAAUAUGCAACUACUGGCGAUGUUUUCAUUGGAAACUAUCGCAUGGGUUUGGUGAAGCAGACGGGCAGUGGGAAUACAGGUACCCUCAUUUUCCCCACAGUCAUAACCAGCAGCCUACUACAUGGAGCGGGAUUGUGAGAGGAAAUCAUCUCGAACAUAAUUUAGACGCAGUGAACACUAGAUUUGUCGUACAAUGGUAUUCAAAAACUUUGAAACCAUUAUACGAAUGAGAAAUGUAAGAAGGUAUGAGGAGGGAACUAGUCGUAGCUAACUGUAGCUGGUCCGUAAACCGUUUCUCCCUGGAUUCAUAGUGGUGAAUGAUUAAGCAAUAUAUGG
Messenger RNA from Serpula lacrymans var. lacrymans S7.9, 381 nucleotides. RefSeq lists its product as uncharacterized. The transcript has a single exon. Lineage: Eukaryota; Fungi; Basidiomycota; Agaricomycetes; Boletales; Serpulaceae. The record is from RefSeq and is a predicted model, not a curated record. The coding region runs from base 10 to 183 and encodes 57 amino acids.